GCCUCAGCGGUCAAAGAGGAGAUGAUCGAUGAUUUCAUCGCCCGCGUUGAUUGCGCGGUUGUCGCUGAGAGCAGCGCAGACGAAGAAAUUACGGGGGCCUGCCGAAGGGCUGGGCAGCCACGGUGGGCCUAUGGCAACAGGCGAGGGCACGUGGACGUGCUCUGCCUGCGGGCUCAUUUUCGAGUGGUGUUCAAGCCACCGCCCGCUGAGUUGGCUGAGCCAGAGACGCCGAAGCCAGCGCCAGCUGCGGUUGUUCCGUCCCCGUCUGCGGGCGACAUCGGCCGCGACAGGGCUGGUGCGCUGUACGCGUACCAAACCGAUGGUGCGUGGAGGCUUCAGAACCCCAAUCAGCAGAAGAUGCUGAUCAAGAUCAAGAAGCUUGACCUCCUGACCGUUCCCUACUUGACUGAAGGGAGCAGGGUCCUGCUUCUUACUGGGGUUGAAACAAGGUACGAGCCCGUAGCCGAGGCGGCGGGCAGUUCUUCUGCCGCCUUUCUGGCAGAGGCCUCUGCCGUGACGGCCAAGCCGCCUUCUCCUGUCUCUUCGGCUGCGCAGGCCAAGGCAAGUGUUGCCAAGCCUCCGAAGAAGGCUAAAGGGAGUGUUGGCGCCGCUCUUUCUGGAGCUUCUGCUGCCGAGCGGCUUCUCCCGCCUGUCCCGGCGCCGAAGGCGGCCGGCACGGUGGUGCCGCCCACGGCGACCUUGCCGGACUUCUGGAGGGAGGCGCCCACCUCCUGUUCCAGCUACUUCGCCUGCCAAGAGCCCCGUGUGGCGGGCUCAGCAGAGUCGGCCCG
This is a messenger RNA of Symbiodinium pilosum, 791 nucleotides long. Lineage: Eukaryota; Dinophyceae; Suessiales; Symbiodiniaceae. The record is from the annotation of a GenBank genome assembly.